This is a messenger RNA of Pipistrellus kuhlii (Kuhl's pipistrelle), 1052 nucleotides long. RefSeq names its product ATP23 metallopeptidase and ATP synthase assembly factor homolog (gene ATP23). The transcript is spliced from 6 exons. Gene Ontology annotation, biological process: mitochondrial protein processing; mitochondrial proton-transporting ATP synthase complex assembly. The record is from RefSeq and is a predicted model, not a curated record. The coding region runs from base 120 to 800 and encodes 226 amino acids. Gene Ontology annotation, molecular function: metalloendopeptidase activity. NCBI's taxonomy places the organism in Eukaryota, Metazoa, Chordata, Mammalia, Chiroptera, Vespertilionidae. Gene Ontology annotation, cellular component: extrinsic component of mitochondrial inner membrane.
CCCGCCCUCCCGGGGAGGGAGGGCCUGGCGUUGCGUCUGGCGCGCGGGGCGUGGCUCUCUUUGCCGGCCUCAGCCCGGGCGCCGGAGGCGGGAGGGAGCGGCGCGGGUCCGCGGAUGGCAUGGCAGGGGCUCCGGGCGCGGCGGGCCCAGCCUCCCCGGAGCAGCCGGCUCCGGAGCAGCCCCCGCCGGGCGGCCUCGGGAACGAGCAGAAGUGCCAGCUCAUGCUGCUGCGGACGCUGCAGACCAAUCCGUAUGUCAAACUUCUACUUGAUGCCAUGAAACAGUCUGGUUGCGCUGUUAGCAGAGAAAGACACUUCUCGUGCGAAGACUGUCUUGGGAACGUCAGUGGAGGCUUUGAUGCGUCCGUGUCUCAGAUUGUUUUGUGCCAGAAUAAUAUCCGUAAUCAGGCCCAUAUGAACAGAGUGGUCACCCACGAGCUCAUUCAUACGUUUGAUCAUUGUCGUGCUCAUGUCGACUGGUUCACCAAUGUCAGACAUUUGGCCUGCUCAGAGAUUCGAGCUGCUAACCUCAGUGGAGACUGCUCACUUGUGAAUGAAAUAUUCAGAUUACGUUUUGGAUUAAAACAACACCAUCAGACUUGUGUCAGAGACAGAGCCAUUCUUUCUAUCCUGGCUGUUAGGAAUGUCAGCAAAGAAGUAGCCGAAAAAGCUGUUGAUGAAGUUUUUGAAUCGUGUUUCAAUGACCAUGAACCUUUUGGAAGGAUCCCACAUAACAAGACAUAUGCAAAAUAUGCUCAUAGAGACUUUCAAAACCGUCAUCGGUAUUACUCAAAUAUAUGAAGGCAAUGACAUUUUAUAUUACCUCAGUGAUCAUGAAGAAAAUAUGGUUCUCAGGUACACAAAUGUAUAAAACAUAAAUGAUCAGUUAAAUACAGACAAGACAGAAGAUGCUGAUUCUAGCAUAUUAUCAGAAAAUGUAACUCUGGUGAAAAAUGAAACUGCCUUAAACUUCAAGGCAGAAAUUAUAUCUGUAUAGCCAAUCAUUCAGUGAAUAAGGCAAAUCAAUUACGUUUUUGUAUUUUCUACAUUGUA